AUGGCAAAUCUUACAAAACUCGACUUUGUGGCAAUUGAUAUUUCUGAAAGAAAUUAUUUAUCGUGGAUUCUUGAUGCUGAAAUCCACUUCGGUGCUAUGGGUCUUGGAGACGCCAUCAAAGAUCAAAAUACUGAAACAAAAAAAAAUAAGGCCAAAGCUAUGAUUUUCCUCCGCCAUCAUCUCCAUGAGGGGUUAAAGUCUGAAUAUUUAAUGAUAAAAGAUCCUCUUACUCUUUGGAAAAAUUUGAAAGAAAGAUAUGGCCAUCAGAAAACUGUCAUACUACCAAAUGCUAAUAAUGAAUGGUUGCACCUAAGGUUGCAAGAUUUUAAAUCAGUAAGUGAUUAUAACUUUGCAAUGUUUAAUAUCACUUCUAAGUUACUUUUGUGUGGAGAAAAAGCUACUAACUAUGAAAUGUUAGAAAAAACAUAUACUACUUUUCAUGCCUCAAAUGUGCUCCUGCAACAGCAAUAUAGAGAAUGA
Molecule: messenger RNA, 480 nt
Organism: Humulus lupulus (European hop)
Lineage: Eukaryota; Viridiplantae; Streptophyta; Magnoliopsida; Rosales; Cannabaceae
Exons: 1
Coding region: 1-480 (159 amino acids)
Source: RefSeq, a predicted model, not a curated record